Microcebus murinus (gray mouse lemur) is the source of this 1586-nucleotide messenger RNA. The record is from RefSeq and is a predicted model, not a curated record. NCBI's taxonomy places the organism in Eukaryota, Metazoa, Chordata, Mammalia, Primates, Cheirogaleidae.
CUGCAGGCGGGAACGCCCCGCUCGGAGGCCGGGCCUGGGCGGGGCAGCGUCGGGGCGUCGGGAGACUCGCCGAGGAGGAGCCAGGGAGCCGGAGGGACCGCGCCGCCGCCGGAGCCUGCGAGCCGAGACCGAGCCAUGUGGCUGGAAAUUCUGCUCGCCUCUGUGCUGGGCUUUGUCAUCUACUGGUUCAUCUCCCGGGACAAGGAGGAAACUCUGCCACUCGAAGAUGGGUGGUGGGGACCGGGUGCGAAGCCUGCUGCCAGGGAGGACGAGAGCAUCCGCCCCUUCAAGGUGGAAACGUCGGAUGAGGAGAUCAAGGACGUACACCAGAGGAUUGAUAAGUUCCGUCUAACCCCACCUUUGGAAGACAGUCGCUUCCACUAUGGCUUCAAUGCCACCUAUCUGAAGAAAAUUACCUCCUACUGGCGGAAUGAAUUUGACUGGAAGAAGCAGGUGGAUAUUCUCAACAGAUACCCUCACUUCAAGACUAAGAUUGAAGGGCUGGACAUCCACUUCAUCCACGUGAAGCCGCCCCAGCUGCCCGCGGGCCGCAGCGCGAGGCCCUUGCUGAUGGUGCACGGCUGGCCCGGCUCUUUCUACGAGUUUUACAAGAUCAUCCCGUUCCUGACCGACCCCAAGAACCACGGCCUGAGCGACGAGCACGUUUUCGAAGUCAUCUGCCCUUCCAUUCCUGGCUACGGCUUCUCAGAGGCAUCCUCCAAGAAGGGGUUCGAUUCGGUGGCCACUGCCAGGAUCUUUUACAAGCUGAUGCUGCGGCUGGGCUUCCAGGAAUUCUAUAUUCAAGGCGGCGACUGGGGCGCCCUGAUCUGCACCAACAUGGCCCAGCUGGUGCCCAGCCACGUGAAAGGCCUGCACUUGAACAUGGCUCUGAUCUUAAGAAAUUCCUUCACCCUGACUCUUCUCCUGGGACGGCGUUUCGGGGGACUUUUUGGCUACACCGAGAGGGAUAUGGAGCUGAUGUACCCCUUCAAGGAGAAGUUCCUCUACAGCAUAAUGAGGGAGAGCGGCUACAUGCACAUCCAGUGCACCAAGCCCGACACCGUGGGCUGUGCCCUGAACGACUCUCCCGUGGGGCUGGCUGCCUAUAUUCUAGAGAAGUUUUCUACCUGGACCAACGCGGAGUACCGGAACCUGGAGGAUGGAGGCCUGGAAAAGAAGUUCUCCCUGGACGAGCUGCUGACCAACAUCAUGCUCUACUGGACGACGGGCACCAUCGUCUCCUCCCAGCGCUACUACAAGGAGAACCUGGGCCAGGGCUGGAUGGCCCACAAGCAUGAGCGCAUGAAGGUCCACGUGCCCACUGGCUUUGCCGCCUUCCCUUUCGAGUUAGUGCACGUGCCUGAAAAAUGGGUGAAGUUCAAGUACCCGAAACUCAUCUCCUAUUCCUACAUGGCCCGUGGGGGCCACUUCGCGGCUUUUGAGGAGCCAGAGCUGCUCGCCCGGGACAUCCGCAAGUUCGUGUCGCUGCUGGAGCACCAGUGAUUCCCACGCCCCACCCCAGCGCCCUCCAGGCUUUUCCUGGGGAAGGUGCUCCUGCCUGAGGCGUCUGCCCCAUCCCUAGCCCG